This is a messenger RNA of Caenorhabditis briggsae, 837 nucleotides long. The transcript is spliced from 4 exons. The record is from RefSeq and is a predicted model, not a curated record. The coding region runs from base 1 to 837 and encodes 278 amino acids. Gene Ontology annotation, biological process: tetrahydrofolate interconversion. Gene Ontology annotation, cellular component: cytosol. Lineage: Eukaryota; Metazoa; Nematoda; Chromadorea; Rhabditida; Rhabditidae. Gene Ontology annotation, molecular function: FAD binding; methylenetetrahydrofolate reductase [NAD(P)H] activity.
AUGGCUAUUUUACGCGUAAAUGGUAUCGAUAGCGGCGACGAGAAUGCUGUGGUUACUGAGAAGCCGGUUUUUGAAACUAGUAAGAGUUGGUCUUUGAAAAAUUACGAGCUUCUUCACGAAAGGAUCGAACGUCUGAUCGAGGAGAAGACUCCAUUCUUCUCCUUGGAAUUCUUCCCACCACGUUUCGUGAAUGGUGUUCCAAACUUCCUCGAACGUGUUGAGCGACUUUCAGAAGGAGGAUCUGUCUUCGUUGACAUGACUUGGCAUAUGGGAAGUGACCCUGCCAAUAUUGAUAAGGUCACAUCCUCUUCCUCGAUUGCUGCAUCCAUGCUCGACUACUGUGGAGUGGAUACCAUGUUGCAUAUGACAUGUGUCCAGUACAACAAGGCUGACACUUUGAAGCAUCUCGAACAAGCCAAGGCGAUGGGACUCAGAAGCAUUCUUGCUCUCAGAGGAGAUCUACCUCCAGGGACUGAGCUCGAGGAUACUAACCAAUUCCGUGCUCUCGACAUGAUCCGUUGGAUUCGUGAGGAAUACGGAGACUACUUCUCCAUUGGUUGCGCUGGAUACCCACUCGGACAUCCACAAGCCCCUUCGUACAAGGCUGAUCUUCAGUAUUUGAAAGCUAAAUGCGAUGCCGGAGCUAACUUUGUGAUCACCCAACUGUUCUUCGAACCAGAGACUUUCGAGAAGUUUGUGGCUGAUUGCCGUGAAAUCGGAAUCACCAAACCAAUCAUUCCUGGAAUCAUGCCAAUCAUGGGAUACGAAUCCAUCAAGCGUAUCGCUAAACUCUCCCAACUGGAAAUUCCUGAGCACAUNNUUUUAGACGCGGCAUGA